Molecule: messenger RNA, 2763 nt
Organism: Erinaceus europaeus (western European hedgehog)
Lineage: Eukaryota; Metazoa; Chordata; Mammalia; Eulipotyphla; Erinaceidae
Gene: RHBDD1
Product: rhomboid domain containing 1
Exons: 6
Coding region: 67-1371 (434 amino acids)
Cellular component (GO): membrane
Molecular function (GO): serine-type endopeptidase activity
Source: RefSeq, a predicted model, not a curated record
CUGUCUGAACACUCUAGGAUUUCCCAAAUUUUAGCGCAUUCUUUAUCCCUGACUUGAUAUCCAACCAUGCAGCGGAGAACAAGAGGAGUCAACACUGGACUUAUUUUGCUUCUUUCCCAAAUCUUCCAUGUUGGAGUCAACAAUAUCCCACCUGUCACCCUGGCAACAUUGGCCCUCAACAUCUGGCUCUUCUUGAACCCUCUGAAGCCUUUGUAUGACUCUUGUCUCAGCGUGGAUAACUGUUACCACAAGAAAGACUGGCAGCGCUUACUGCUUUCACCCCUUCACCAUGCAGAUGAUUGGCAUUUGUAUUUUAACAUGGCGUCCUUGCUGUGGAAAGGCAUCAGCCUGGAGAGAAGACUAGGAAGCAAAUGGUUUGCCUACCUCAUCACCACAUUUUCUCUCCUCACUGGGGUGGUGUACCUAAUCUUGGAAUUUGCUCUUGCAGAGUUUAUGAAUGAUCCUGACUUCAAGAGGAGCUGCGCCGUGGGCUUCUCAGGAGUUUUGUUUGCAUUGAAAGUUCUUAACAACCAUUAUUGCCCUGGAGGCUGUGUCAAUGUCCUGGGCUUUCCUGUACCCAACAAAUAUGCUUGUUGGGCAGAACUUGUGGCCAUUCAUUUCUUCUCACCAGGGACUUCCUUCGCUGGGCAUCUGGCUGGAAUCCUUGUGGGGCUAAUGUAUGUUCAUGGGCCUCUGAAGAAGAUCAUGGAAGCAUGUUCAGGCAUUUUUUCCUUGAAUGUUCAUUACCCAGGACAGCAAUACCACUUUAAUAGCUCUGGCUACGCUGGAUAUCAGGACUAUUACCCUAAUGGCGGGCCCACAUACCAUGAAGACGUGCCCAGGAACUAUGAUGCCUACACUGCAGGGCUGAGUGAGGAGGAGCAGCUGGAGAGGGCGCUGCGAGCCAGCCUGCACGACCGAGGUAAGAAGAAAUUCCAGAAGCAACCCCCCACCCUACGGGUUCCGGCUCUCCCCAGAGGAGGAGAUGAGGAGACAGCGACUUCACAGAUUCGACAGCCAGUGAGGCGGUGUGGCAGCUUGGGCAUGUGUAGCCCAGCUGUGUGCUCACAGCCUGUUUGGUUCACCCCUCCAGCCCUCCUAAGUUUGAAACCAAAACAGAGCCCACAUCUAUGGCCCAUGUUGCUUCUGUCCACCUGGGUCGUCACUCCUGGGACCCCUGUGAGUCUGGACCCACCACCAGCUGGUGAACUCAUCUGGAAGCCUGGCUUGUGGACCACAACGCACAGCUUUCUGGGAGCAGCCCCUCUCCUGACAAGCAGAGGCCAGUUCUCCCACCUCAGGCCCAGUUUCCACUCUCUUUUCUCUCUCUCACUGGAGACCCAAUGUUCUGAAGACUGGCACCUCUGCUAGGAGGUCUGUCUUCAUGCCCCAGGAGGCCAGGCCCUCGUUCACCUCAGCGUGUUGCCCUUGGCAGAAAGUGAAGAGACAGGCUUCCUGGCAUGUCCCCAUGGCGACUCUAGGAACAGGAUUUGGCUACCUCUGCAGUGAGCUGUUCUGGUCUCACUCCUCCAGGGGCCUUGUCUCUGCUGGUCUCUGCUUCAGGUGGAGUUGAUGCUCUCUGUAUUGCCCUGCCUUUCUAGAAUGUUCCACAGAGUCUUAAGAAGAGCUCAGUGGAUGGGCACACCUCACACUGGACUCACACACUUACACCAGACCCAUCUCAACUGCCACACACGGCAUCUUUCUUCACAGAGAUGUGACUCAUAUUAAUUUGUAGCCCCAGGCACCACACCAAAGGCAGAGCUAGAGCAAAGGCAUCAUCAGGUGGGCGUGCCAAGGAGAAACCCUCUUGAGGAAGUGACUUUUCUCAAAGAAAGAGCCUUUUAAUGGGCCACUGUCACAGCCACGUUUUCUGCCCUUGUAACUGAAACACCACCCCUUAGGAUGUGAUAACCUACAGGCUGCCUAAGUCACUUAAAGAGUUUCCUGGUGCUUGUGUUUCAUGAAUAAAAGGAUGAAUACUACGGGCGUCUUAUUGUCACCAGGAUAUUUAUUUUUAAAGGGAGUUGGAAGCAGAAAUAGAUCUUCCCAUUUUGAUUUGUUUAAGCAUUUAUCGUUUCUGAGUCUGAGAGUAAUAUAUAUAUAUACAUUGUACAAGGCAAACAUGUUAAUAGAGGUUAACUUUGGAGUUAAAGUACAUGGAAUGUUUUUUCUCCACUUUGCUGUAAAGAUCUGUGCAUUUUUGCAGUAAGGAAAACCAAUUUAUAUAAUAAGAAAAUCCAGAGGAGGCAGGUGGUGGCACACCUGGUUCAGCACACAUAUUACAGUGCACAAGGACCUGGGUUCAAGCUUUUGGUUCCCACCUGCAUGGGGGAAAACUUCACAAGUGGUAAAGCAGUGCUGCAGGUGUCUCUCUCUCCCUUUAUGCUUUCAAUUUCUCUGUCGCUAUCCAAAAAUAAAUAAAAUAAAGUAUUAACGGGGCCAGGCGGUGGCACACCUGGUUAAGCGCACAUAUUACAGUGAGCAAGGACCCGGGUUCAAACCCCUGGUCCCCAUCUGCAGGGGGAUAGCUUCAUGAGUGGUGAAGCAGGGUUGCAGGUGUCUCUCUGUCUGCCCCCCCCCUCAAUUUCUCUCUGUCACUAUCCAGUAAGUGAAUAAAAUUAAAUUAAAAUGAAAAAAUAAAGUGUUAACAAAAGAAAAAUCUAGAGAUAAACAAGAAGAUGAACUUAACACGUAUUACCUGUCUACGGAGAAAAUCAACAAUAUAAGCAGAAAUUAAAAUAAAUUCAUGUACCACUGUAA